ACCCGACCUUUAAGAUCCGGUUCUAUUUUCCUCAAAACAUCUGGGACCAAAGCUAGAUUGAAACUGUGGGUCCGAUUUGGUUAUUUGAAAGACCGAAAGGGCAAAAGAAAAAAAAAGAUAUGGCGCUCCCUGACAAAGUGCCGUGUGUCAACAAAAGCAGCGUGGAGCUGACAAUGGCUCCGGCUGGGACAAGUAAUCGGAGUGAAACUGAAACUGGCUCAUCAGCCUGCGAAAUCAAAAUCGGCUCACCGGCAAACCUGGAAUCGGCACUUCGGCUGAAGUUUGCGACUGGUGAAGAAGACCUUCUGCAGCUUGGAACUAAAACUGUGUCGAGACGGAGGUCGGUGUCAAGUCCUGGUUCUCCUAACCAUAAGACCGAACCGCGGCUUUUAAACCAUAGUCGGACCGGAAACGGCCUUUAAACUAAAGACCUUUAAAGUUAAACUCGAUGUAGUUUAAUUAAUUAAUUAAAAGAUAAAGGGGGAACAAGUAGACUAAUAAUAUAAGCGUAAAUCACACAUCAUCUAUGGUAGUUCCACUAUACCAGUUUGGUUACGGAAUGCAAUUACUUUAUCGUUUCCUUUCUCUUCAUCUCAUUUCUCUUUCUUUCUCUCUCUCAACAUUUCCUACAUUCACUCAUGGCAUCGGCAGCAUUAGCGAUUCUCCUCACCAUCUUCUUCUUCAUUUUUCAAUUCCAUGUUACCACCGCACACGGCAUCUCUAUUAAUUCCUCCGCCGCCACCCUGCUCGUAUCCGGCGCCAAGCCCGCAAUGUUAUUGCCUCUUUUUCUCUCUCAUCGAAAUUCUUCUAAAACGACGUCAACUCAGCAGCAUCGUCGUCUUCAAGGAUCCGCACGUCCUAACGCUCGCAUGAGACUUUACGACGAUCUCCUUCUCAACGGAUAUUACACGACGCGGAUAUGGAUCGGGACGCCACCUCAGACAUUUGCUCUAAUUGUAGAUACAGGAAGUACUGUCACUUAUGUUCCUUGCUCCACUUGCGAGCAGUGUGGUCGGCAUCAGGAUCCAAAGUUUGAGCCAGAAUUAUCAAGCACCUAUCAACCUGUAAGCUGUAAUAUUGAUUGCACCUGUGACAAUGAAAGGAAACAGUGUGUUUAUGAGAGACAGUAUGCUGAAAUGAGCAGUAGUAGUGGUGUCCUUGGUGAGGACAUUAUAUCCUUUGGCAAUCAGAGUGAACUUGUGCCCCAGCGUGCCAUUUUUGGUUGUGAAAAUCAGGAAACUGGUGACCUUUACAGUCAACGUGCUGAUGGGAUAAUGGGAUUGGGACGUGGUGAUCUCAGUAUUGUUGAUCAACUUGUUGAAAAAGGCGUAAUUAGUGACUCAUUCUCAUUAUGUUAUGGUGGAAUGGAUAUUGGUGGAGGUGCAAUGAUUCUUGGGGGUAUAUCUCCCCCUUCAGGCAUGGUCUUUGCUGAAUCAGACCCUGUGCGCAGUCAGUACUAUAACAUUGAUUUGAAGGCGAUACAUGUUGCGGGGAAGCAGUUGCAUCUAGACCCUAGUAUAUUUGACGGAAAACAUGGUACUGUCCUGGAUAGUGGUACAACAUAUGCUUACCUACCAGAAGCAGCAUUUACAGCUUUUAAGGAUGCUAUGAUGAAGGAACUUACUUCCUUAAAGCAGAUCCAUGGUCCCGAUCCAAAUUACAAUGAUAUUUGCUUUUCUGGUGCGGAAAGUGAUGUCUCUCAACUUUCAAAUACAUUUCCAGCAGUUGAAAUGGUGUUCAGCAAUGGGCAAAAGUUGUCACUAUCACCUGAAAACUAUUUAUUCCAACAUUCAAAAGUGCGUGGUGCAUACUGUCUGGGGGUAUUUCAAAAUGGGCAUGAUCCGACUACUCUUCUAGGAGGAAUUGUUGUUCGAAAUACCCUUGUUACGUAUGAUCGUGAGAAUUCAAAGAUGGGUUUCUGGAAGACCAAUUGUUCCGAGUUAUGGGAAAGACUUCACAUACCGGAUGCUCCACCACUAUUGCCUUCAGCUUCGGAGGGGACAAACUUGACUUCUCCACCACCAUUGCCUUCAGCUUCAAGUGGAGAAAACUUGACUGCUCCACCUACAUCGGCUUCUAGUGGUUCUGUGCAUUAUGUUCUUCCAGGUGAAUAUCAAAUUGGACAAAUAAUAUUUGAAAUAUCAGUAAAUGCCAGCUACUCAGCUUUGAAGCUUCACAUUUCAGAAUUUGUCAAAUUUAUUGGUCAGGGGUUGACUGUUAAUAUUUCACAGGUCCGUUCUCUGACAAUUACUUCCAGAGGAAAUGAUUCACUCAUUGGAUGGGCCAUAAUCCCUUCAGGAUCUGCCAAGUACAUUUCUAAUGCUACUGCCCUGAGUAUGAUAUCCCGGGUGGCUGAACAUCAACUAUUGCUCCCUGGUUCCUUUGGAAGUUAUCAGUUGGUUCAAUGGAAAGUUAAGCCUCUAAUAAAUCAGACAUGGUGGCAGCAACAUUAUUUAUCAGUGGUUUUAGCCAUUGCUAUAAUGUCCACUAUUGGAUUAUCAGCUUCUGCACUAUGGUUUGUUUGGAGAUGGCGGAAACCAACAACAAAUGCAUAUAAACCUGUCAAUGUAGCAGUUCCCGAGCAAGAACUACAACCAUUAUGAACACUCAACAUUUGUCUGGUUUGUGAGGCUUGCAAUUUUUAUUCUUACUCCGAAUGGUAUAGAGAUAUUUUCUUUUUCGUUUUUUUUUUAAUGGGAGCGCACAUGGAAGGUUCUUUUCUCUGUCAGUAUAUUCAUUUGAUAGGGAUGUAUAGAAAGAAGAAGAAGAAGGAUUUGCUAUAUUAGUUGUACUUAUAAAAUACAGGUGUCUCAAUAAGGAGAGACUACACGAACAUUUUUCUUGAUUUGCUUUCUACUUUGGCUGUUGCCGUGUACGCCUUGAGAGCGAGAGAGGAUGUUAAUUGGUUGGCAGUUGACAGUUGACAGAUAGAGAGCUUUUAUUAACGCAUCAUUCUGGGCAAAAGUCCUUGGAGGCCUUGGAGAAUGGUUCAGAAUUCCAAACGUAUGUGCCGAGGCAUAGGAGAAAUUGAAUGGGUCAAAGACAUCAGUCGUAGUUUCGAACAUAUUGAUUUUCAUUAUGAAAGUUCAAUGUUUCUAUGACCCGAUAUGUGGUUCAAGGUAAAUUUUGUACUUGACGACCUGUGGCUCAUUUUAUCA
Messenger RNA from Ricinus communis (castor bean), 3158 nucleotides. Its product is annotated as aspartic proteinase 36. The record is from RefSeq and is a predicted model, not a curated record. Gene Ontology annotation, biological process: proteolysis. Bases 639 to 2603 code for a protein of 654 amino acids. Gene Ontology annotation, molecular function: aspartic-type endopeptidase activity. The transcript has 12 exons. NCBI's taxonomy places the organism in Eukaryota, Viridiplantae, Streptophyta, Magnoliopsida, Malpighiales, Euphorbiaceae.